This is a messenger RNA of Epinephelus fuscoguttatus (brown-marbled grouper), 4053 nucleotides long. RefSeq names its product tyrosine-protein kinase receptor UFO. The coding region runs from base 457 to 3288 and encodes 943 amino acids. The record is from RefSeq and is a predicted model, not a curated record. Gene Ontology annotation, biological process: phagocytosis; platelet activation; natural killer cell differentiation. Gene Ontology annotation, cellular component: signaling receptor complex. The transcript has 20 exons. Gene Ontology annotation, molecular function: ATP binding; transmembrane receptor protein tyrosine kinase activity; protein binding. NCBI's taxonomy places the organism in Eukaryota, Metazoa, Chordata, Actinopteri, Perciformes, Serranidae.
AAUUUGAAUCCUGUUUGAAGGGGGAGAGGGAAAAGAGAGAGCCAGGGGAAUGUCUGAGGGAGUCUGAGGGAACCGGUGGGCAGGAGAGGCUUUGGACGACAGACUGCAGGAAACACUGGUUUAAAAAUACUCCCUCGGUUGCCAGAAAUAGACUCGGCGUUGGACGAGUUAAUCAGCGGCCGAAAAGUUCGGAGCGCAUUUUGCUGUGCGCUUUUUGGGUAACUCAAAGUCUAGUGGACAGUAUUGGGAUCAAUCAAAACAGCGUCAGGAGAAAAGCAAGAGCACCGCAGAGAUUUUUUUUUUACCCUCUGUCUCCUUAAAACGGGAACUGAAACUACGGGAUUCUUUUCGCUUUGCUCUCAUCUGUGGAUAAUCACAUUUUCAGCAUCUGCCGGAGUCACAACAAAACUUUUUCCAGCGCACAACUUUGGAUCUUUGCGCUGCUGAGAUGCGGUGAUGGAGUCCGGUGAUGUUUCCAAGAUGACUUCUCUUCUCAUGAAGCACAUUUUCAGAGGUGAUCUCCUCCCAACAAAAACCAUGAGCGGGUCUAAAUGGUUGUUUUUGAUCCUCACCGUCAUUUUUUCUGCUUGGAGGCCAGUAUCCGCCGGAUCACUCACAGAUUUGGAGUUUGAACGUAGUCCCACUACCAUCAUCUCUUCACUGGGCAAACCUGUUACAUUGCACUGCACCCUGAAAGGCACAGGGGGUGAGGAAGAGGACCCCCCUGAUGUGCUCUGGCUGAGAGACGGUGUGCCACUUCAGUACGCAGACACCAACCAGUUCCAAGUCCACACUGGCAGCAACAGUUGGACGAUCAUGAGCACGCUCAGUAUUGAGAAGGUCCAGCUUCCUGACAUGGGCUCCUACCGAUGUGCCGUUCUGUCAGAAAGCCACCAGACUAUGUCUGAUGAGGGGAGCAUUCAACUGGAGGGCCUUCCUCAUUUCUCUGUGGAGCCCCAGCACAUGUCUGUAGUGGCCAAUGUAUCUCUGAGUCUGAGCUGUGUGGCCCACGGACCUCCAGAGCCAGUCAGGGUCAUCUGGCUACAGGACGGUGCUCCUCUCAACUCCCUGACAGACCCGGUGGCCCUGUCACCCUCCACGCUUAACCUCACAGGUUUGAACAGGACCAGCACUUUUUCUUGUGAAGCCCAUAACCGCAAAGGCGUGGCCACCUCCGGAUCUGGUACCAUCACUGUUCUCCCAUCUCAGCCUCGGAAUCUGACAGCUGUGGAGAUCACUCCGACCAGCCUCCGUUUAUCAUGGCAGCCUGGUUUCGGAGGCGACUACCCGAUAAUCCGUUGCUCUGUUCAGGCCAAACAUGCGGGAGAGUCCUUCAAAGCAGGACCAGAUAAGAUGAUCCACAAUCAGAAUGUGAACAUCCCACCAGCCACGCACCUCAUUGGGGACCUGGAGCCCCACAGCCUCUAUGCUGUCAGGGUGGCCUGUCACAGCAGCCAGGGCCCAUCUGACUGGUCGCACUGGGUGGAGCUACGCACCAAAGAAGGAGUGCCAGAAAACCCACCUGUUAACGUGAGUGCGGUGUUGAACGGGACUGAGGUGCUGAUGACGUGGGAGGGGCCUCCAGGGAAGCUGAAUGGAGAACUGCAGGGCUACAUGGUGGAGUACAGCACGCCAGCCACACAGCAGUUUGUUGUGGACACUGGUUUGGACACCGAGCUGUCGAUCAAUCUGUCUCUCCCCCUGUCCAAUGUGUCCUUUCGAGUGUGUGCUUAUACAGGAGCCGGGCAAGGACCCUGGACUCCCACACAGACCCUGACACUUAUUACUCCUGAAAUGGAGGAAUUUAGAGGUCCGUCAUCGCCCCCAGCCUUUUCCUGGCACUGGUGGUAUGUGGUGAUGGCCAUCGCCGGUGCUGUGUCCAUUGCUGUGCUCAUGGCUGUUUACGUGGCCAAGCUGCGGCACAAGGAGACGCGCUUUGGAGAGGCGUUUGAACCCAUGAUGGAGAGCGGAGAGCUUGUGGUCAGGUACCGCGCUCGCCGCACCUACAGUCGCAGGACUACAGAAGCAACAUUGAACAGCCUGGGCAUCAGCGACGAGCUGAAGCAGAAGCUCCAAGACGUGAUGGUGGACAGACAUAAACUCACCCUGGGAAAGACCCUGGGAGAAGGGGAGUUUGGCUCUGUGAUGGAAGGGCUGCUGACUCAGGAGGAGUCUGUUCUCAAAGUUGCUGUCAAGACUAUGAAGAUUGCCAUCUGUACACGCUCAGAGAUGGAAGAUUUUCUCCGUGAGGCCGCCUGCAUGAAAGAGUUUGACCACCCCAAUGUCAUGAGGCUUCUAGGUGUGUGUCUGCAGACUGUGGAGAGUGAAGGUUACCCCUCCCCUGUGGUCAUCCUGCCCUAUAUGAAACACGGCGACCUGCACAGCUAUCUGCUAUACUCAAGGCUGGGAGACUGUCCUGUGUACCUCCCAUCUCAAAUGUUGGUAAAGUUUAUGACCGAUAUUGCCCGAGGGAUGGAGUACCUCAGCAGCAAGAACUUCAUCCACAGAGACCUCGCCGCUCGCAACUGCAUGCUGAAUGAGAACAUGAAUGUAUGUGUGGCUGACUUUGGCCUCUCUAAGAAGAUCUACAAUGGAGACUACUACAGGCAGGGGCGGAUCUCAAAGAUGCCCGUCAAAUGGAUCGCUAUUGAAAGCUUGGCUGAUCGUGUCUACACCACUAAGAGUGAUGUGUGGUCAUUUGGUGUCACCAUGUGGGAGAUCGCCACACGGGGCCAGACUCCAUACCCUGGGGUGGAAAACAGUGAGAUUUAUGAUUACCUGAGACAGGGGAACCGUCUCAAACAGCCUCCGGACUGUCUGGACAGCAUCUACGCCCUGAUGUUCUCCUGCUGGCUGCUGAGCCCGAAGGAUCGCCCGUCAUUUGAGUCCCUGCGCUGCGAGCUGGAAAAAGCCCUUGAGGAUCUUCCAGACACCCAGGACCCAGAUGAGAUCUUGUACGUCAACAUGGACGAGUCUUCCAUGGAGCUAGGGGCCGUUGGUGGCCGUGACCCCAUUGGGGGACCAGCCCCUCUCUGCCUGAAGGGCCUAGACUCUGUGACCACAGUGGAGGUCCACCACCCCAACCGCUACGUCCUCUGUCCCCAACACGAGACCAACCGAGCCCUCUCUGAGUCCUUGGAGAGCCUGGACAUGCCAGUGUCGUCCUCCACAGCCACGCUGCCUAUACAGCCCUCCUGCCACUCCACUCCCAACCCCACCCCGGCUCCCACCCCAACUGUCGAGCUGCUGGAGGACAGGGAAGGGUCCAGGAAACUGCCCUGGCAGUGAUGGCUUCACUCUUAAAAAUUACAAGACUCGUCACUGCCAAAGCGUGCUACCUUUUAACCCCGGUCCAUGAACGAGAUCCAGCCUCUUGCUACUGACUGUAAGAAACCAAACGUGCCCCUACAUUCAUAUUUUGCACAACUACACACAUAGCCGAAGACAUUCCAAGGAGGUGAAGGACUAGGAUUAUCUCCUUUGUCAACCCUCUGAAAUGAGCACAUUUCCAAAUGAGUGCAAAAGUUAUUGUCUGAUAAGUGUAGCAGGAGAAACACAAUGAUAGAUGAUGGGUGAACAAGUUUUAAGGACACGUACACUGCAGCACAAUCAGAGAAAUUAAUUCCUAGUCACUAUAGCAAUAAAAUACCAUACCUGCACAACUACCUACAUACAACAGAUUGAUCUCCUUCACACGAUUAAGCUAGAAAAUCUCUGUGAAACCAGCUCAGACACUGCCAGGCUGAAUCUACAACCAAACAAACUCAGGAGCUCGAACUUGUGAGUAAGGGCUAAGAUGGAGGACUCGCACCAGCUGAGGAAAGUGUUCCUCUGAUGGAGAAACCUCACCCAUCUGAAUCCAUGCUGUGUAACUGAGCAAAAAAAUGUCAAGGACUGGUAGGGAAGAAAGGAAGCAGCAACAGUGUCUCCGUCACUGAAGGUGCCAUCUGAUGAAGAUGACUGGCUACUUUGAUACAGUUUAUGAAGGACAAUAAGAUGAGUUUAGGGCUAAAAUCCCCAGCAGUGUCGCUGUUGGGCUGCUUUUUUUUUUUU